This is a messenger RNA of Bipolaris victoriae FI3, 228 nucleotides long. RefSeq lists its product as hypothetical. The record is from RefSeq and is a predicted model, not a curated record. Gene Ontology annotation, molecular function: protein binding. The annotation marks the transcript as partial. NCBI's taxonomy places the organism in Eukaryota, Fungi, Ascomycota, Dothideomycetes, Pleosporales, Pleosporaceae. The transcript has a single exon.
GAUAUCAAUACUCCCGACUCCCAUGUUUGGACACCGAUCUCAGAAGCAGGGUUCAUAGGCCACCACGUAAUUGUGCACGCCUUACUCGAAGCCGGCGCAUCAGUGAGUGCUCCUGACGCCUCACAUUCGACUCCCCUCCUUUGGGCAGUAUUCAAAGGCCUUGAACGAGCCAUAUCCACGCUCCCGGACCAUGGUGUAGACUCCUAUCGAGCGGACCGCAACGACUGA